Messenger RNA from Trichoderma harzianum CBS 226.95, 473 nucleotides. RefSeq lists its product as hypothetical. The coding region runs from base 6 to 359 and encodes 117 amino acids. The transcript has a single exon. Lineage: Eukaryota; Fungi; Ascomycota; Sordariomycetes; Hypocreales; Hypocreaceae. The record is from RefSeq and is a predicted model, not a curated record.
GAAGCAUGUCUCGGAUGAAGACUCAUGGGAGGGGGGCUGCCUUGCGCCACACCGCAUUCGCAGUUCUGCACAUCAUCGCCAGACCAAGGGUGGGUUACUCUGUAUCGAGGGCUGAUAUUCUUGGACAGAUUCAUGUCGGCAUGGAUGCGAGGACGUACCGCAUCCCGCCCGAUGCGUCCGCAGACAGCCGUUGCGUGGGUUGGGACAACACCUGUUUCCUCACAUCACCAGGAGUCAUACAACUCCUGUUGGAUAUAUUCUCUGGGCGAUCCCUUCUGCUCUGCUGGAUUGAAGCCAUACCUCCUAGUCCAGCAGGGAGAGGCCGGUUACGAAUGAUAGAUACGGAGUACAUGGCAUGAAUCCAUUAGUUGCCGCGGAGUUACCCCGACCCUCCAAAAGACUCAAUAUUCCAGCAAGCGUCGCCCUUGAUCAUCAACCGAUUGCGCCGUACAUAUGCACUCUUUUAAUGUAAG